Molecule: messenger RNA, 304 nt
Organism: Paramecium pentaurelia
Lineage: Eukaryota; Ciliophora; Oligohymenophorea; Peniculida; Parameciidae
Source: the annotation of a GenBank genome assembly
AUGGAACAAGGAAAUUAAAAAUAAUAAUAAGAACAAAGAAUUUAAUUGAGAAAGGUAAGUUUUAAAAAACAUAAUUUAGUUUCCUUUUUAAACUAUUUUAUAUGAAUCUCAAAUAUAAAAUUUCAAAAAAGGAAGAAAUAAUGGACUGUUGUUAGGUUCAAGGAAUAUUAUUAAUUCUCUCAAUUGUUAGUCUUAUAAAGGAUAAUGGAAGUAAUAAUCCAAUAGAGCAAAGUUUUAGGAUAUUUAAAUCUAAUUUGUCUAAAAAAAAUGCUCAAGAUACUUAGAAAAGCUGAAUUAAUAAUGA